AUGAUGAUGAUGAAGAUGAUGAGGAUGCUGCUGUGUGUGUUGGGCAGUGUGUGUGUGUCUCAGGCAGAGGUAGCAAUGGUCAACUCUGGGACAACGUUUACCUACCUCUGUAUGGGCAACACCAUCACACAUAUGCCCACACACAUCCCCAAGAACACCACCGACCUGUGAGUACACACACACACCCCGAGAUGUAAGGUCGGACGGGUGGAGAGGUGGAGGUGAUCCAGUUUUGACUGCUGAUGUUGCUGAUGGAUAUUCUAUUGAUUUUACUUACAGUGCAUUCUGAAAGUAUUCAGACCCCCAUUUUGUUACGUUACAGCCUUAUUCUAAAAUGUAUUAAAUAAAACAUUUUCUUCAUACAUCUACACACAAUACCCCAUAAUGACAAAGAGAAAACCGUUUUUUUUGAAAUUUUAGCAAAUGUAUUACAAAUAAAAAACAGAAAUACCUUAUUUACAUAAGUAUUCAGACCCUUUGCUAUGAGACUCAAAAUGUAGCUCAGGUGCAUCCGAUUUCCAUUGAUCAUCCUUGAGAUGUUUCUACAACUUGAUUGGAGUCCACCUGUGGUAAAUUCAAUUGAAUGGACAUGAUUUGGAAAGGCACACACCUGUCUAUAUAAGGUCCCACAGUUGACAGUGCAUGUCAGAGCAAAAACCAAGCCAUGAGUUCGAAGGAAUUGUCCGUAGAGCUCCGAGACCGGGUUGUGUUGAGGCACAGAUCUGGGGAAGGGUACCAAAACAUUUCUGCAGCAUUGAAGGUCCCCAAGAACACAGUGGCCUCCAUCAUUCUUAAAUAGAAGAAGUGUGGUACCACCAGACUCUUCCUAGAGCUGGCCGCCUGGCCAAACUGAGCAGUCGGGGGAGAAGGGCCUUGGUCAGGGAGGUGACCAAGAACCCGAUGGUCACUCUGAUAGAGAUCCAGAGUUCCUCUGUGGAGAUGGGAGAACCUUCCAGAAGGACAACCAUCUCUGCAGCACUCCACCAAUCAGGCCUUUAUGGUAGAGUGGCCAGACGGAAGAGCUUGAGAGGAUCUGCAGAGAAGAAUGGGAGAAACUCCCCAAAUACAGAUGUGCCAAGCUUGUAGUGUCAUACCCAAGAAGACUCGAGGCUGUAAUCGCUGCCAAAGGUGCUUCAACAAAGUACUGUGUAAAGGGUCUGAAUACUUAUAUGGCGUUUUUUAGUGUUAAUACAUUUAAUAAAAUGUCUAAAAACCUGUUUUUGCUUUGUCGUUAUGGGGUAUGGUGUGUAGAUUGAUGAGGGGAAAAAACAAUUUAAUCCAUUUUAGAAAAAGGCUGUAAUGUAACAAAAUGUGGAAAAAGUCAAGGGGUCAGAACACUUUCCGAAAGCACUGUAUUGUCUGUUUGAUCCUGACGAUUUUUGUUUUAACAGCUGUUGAUGUGGAUGUUGUUGUUGUCAUUAUUGCUAUUGUUGUCUCUUUGUGUUGUCAUGAUGUCGUUGGGUUGGUGUUAUGGUGUGGGGAUGGAAGGACGGGGGGAGGUGAAAGUAGUAGACUGCGGUAAACACUGUCCUCUUGCUUUUAUAGUUGAAACAUUUCUGAAGGAAUCUCAAGGCUAUCACCACAGAUGGGCAACAGUGUGAGCAUUUGUGCGUGCGUGCGCACACACACACACUCCUACAGAGACUUCCAGCACAGACAUUCUCUAAUACAAUAAUAAUACUGUAUAUGCCAUUUAGCAGACACUUUUAUCCAAAUCUACUUACACGCAUAUACAUUUUUUACUUACGGGUGGUCCCAGGAAUCAAACCCACUAACCUGGUGUUGCAAGCACCAUGCUCUACCAACUGAGCUACUCUCACACGCGCCCCCCCUGAUCUGAUUGAAUCCCAGCCAAAGAGGAUGUGACAGAGAUAUCAGGUCCCCCAAACACACAAACACACACACACACACACACACACACAGCUGGCUGCUGUAUCAUUCCCAGCAAUAAUGUGAACUUGUUGUGUGUGUUCUGUUUUCAGGUCAAGGCUAGGGAAAAUGUUUCAUUCAAAACCAGUUUGUUACUGUAUGAUUGGCUGAUUAGUGAAUGAGGUGCGAUCUACAGUCUAAUUGGUUGUUGUGUUUUACAGGGAGUUCAAACAGACUCACAUCAGAGUGUUUCCCCGAGAAGCCUUCACAAGCCUACAGCAGCUCACUACCAUGUAAGUGCGUGUGAGUGUGUUUCGUCUGUAUGUGUUUAGACUCUGAUGUGGAACAUGAUGAUUAGAAACACUGUAGAUAUGGAUCACCCAAACAGAGGAGAGGGAGACAGGAAUACCUUAUAUUAGUUAUAUAGUUAUGUUAUGGAAAAGGUUAUUUGUCAUUUAAUCUUCUGUCUUUGGUUUUUCUCCUUAGGAAGGGCUACAGCUAGGCUACUUAAAGUAACUGUCCAGUGAACAUCUAACUUUUAAAAGUUCAUAUUCUGUUAACUCAUACCCAAAUAAUGUUGUUGAUUUCUCCUAUACUCGUAUUUGUGGACUUCAAAAACCCCACCUCAAACUUGUAUCUCAAACAGAACGGAUAAUAAAUGCGCUGCUAUGAUGUCAUCCUCCUGAGCUGGCCAAUCAGCGGUCUACUCGCAUUAAUAUUUUUUAGGACCGGUAUACGCCCACACCAGUCUGUUGUUUAGGUGCGCCCACACCAUUCCAACACAGAAAAUAUUACUUUGGAUUUAUUUUUGGAAGGAAAACUAUUUCACUCAUAUUAUAAUUAAUUAUAGGUCAUAUUUCAUAGAAAUCUGGAAACACUGGACAGUUACUUUAAAAACAAGUGUGCUAUAAAUAGAUCAGCCAGUCUCACUGCUAUACUCCUCGGUCCAUUUCUAUCUUUUCCAAUCUUUCUUCCUUUCUCUCCCUUACUCCCUCUCUCCCUUUCUCUGACCAUUUCUCUCUCCCUCUCCCUCUCCCUCUCCCUCUCCCUCUCUCUAUCUUUCUCUCUCUAUCUUUCUCUCUCUCUCACACACUCUCAGUGUGCUAACAGAGAAUGGUAUGUUAGAGAGCAUCGGGGCUUUUGCAUUUGCUAACCUCCCCAGACUAACUGAGAUGUAAGUAUUAGUCCUACAGUACCACAACACAACAUUUAUACACCCUUCAACACAAUUCAUACCCCGCUCAUACACCAUUCAAACAACAUGAAUCCACCAUUCAUAAACAUCUCAAACACUAUUCUCACACCAAUUCAUGCACCAUGUGCAUAUUUCAAAUGUUUAAUGUCUGCUCCAGAACCAUCACCAAGUCGAAACAUUUGGUCAUCAUCCAUCAGCAGGCUUUCAUGGGACUUCCGAAGCUAAAGUACCUGUAAGUUCUCUAUCCCCUAAGCACUAAUCCCUUUGCCCUAACCCUAACAUUAACCCCUAAACUCUAACCCUAACCCCUAAGCCCUAAACCUAACCCUAACCACUACCCCUACUUCAACAGGCUUUCAUGGGACAGCCCAAACUAAUAUACCUGUAAGUACCAGUAAACCCUAACCCUUAAACCCUAAGAACUAAUCCUAAAUCAGUUGGCUUUGAUAGGACUGCCCUGUUUUUCAGGACCAUCUGCAACACUGGACUGAGGGUUCUACCUAACUUCUCCCAGAUCCACUCCACUGCCCUGAAAUUUCUGCUGUAUGUCACCAUGCUCUCUUACUGUAGUGUUUGUGAGUGUGUAUUCAGUAGUUCACAUGUUACUGUAUUGUGUGGGAAACAUGAGCUGCUUCUCUUACAGAUGUAGGAUCUUAAUUUGACUACAUUUUAUUGCACAGUAGGAAAUGCAAACUUGUAGUGUAUUCAAGGUUUCAACCCCCCCAAAAAAUGCCAUUAAUUAUAAUCCACAUAAUAAUUUCCUGUUGCUGCAGGAUAAUUUUCAAGACACACACAUUCAAGACUCACUCAUUAUUUGUGCGUGUGUGUACUCUGUGUGUCUGUGCACUCUGUGCGUGUCUGUGCACUCUGUGUGUGUGUGUACUCUGUGUGUGUGUGUACUCUGUGUGUGUACUCUGUGUACUCUGUGUACUCUGUGUACUCUGUGUGUGUGUGUGUGUGUGUGUGUGUGUGUGUGUGUGUGUGUGUGUGUGUGUGUGUGUGUGUGUGUGUGCAUGUGUGUGGUGCAGGGACCUGCAGGACAAUGUACACAUAGUGAUCAUCCCCAGCAACGCUUUCCUCGGCCUCACCACUAAUACCAUCGAUGAACUGUGAGUAGUAACAAACACACAUACAGAGUACACACACAAACACAGAGUACACACACAGAGUACACACACAUACAGAGUACACACACACACAGAGUACACACACAGAGUACACACACAUACAGAGUACACACACACACAGAGUACACAUGAGUAGCCACACAUCUCCCUGGAAAGAUUACAUUUUCACUAAAUUACUUUAUAAAUGUGUGUUGUUCUUCUUACAGACGACUGACCAAGAACGGCAUCAGUAAGGUCGAGAGUCACGCCUUUAAUGGAACCAAGAUACACAAACUGUGAGUCCACACACACACACACACACACACACACACACACACACACACAUACUCACACACACACACACAUACACACACACACACACACACACACACACACACACAUAUACACACACAUACACAUACACAAAGACUAUAACAGUUUCUCUCUCUGUCUUGCUCAGGUUUCUCAUGGGCAACCUGCAACUUUCCCAUAUGCAUAAUCAUUCCUUCAAAGGAGCAGAAGGGCCGGGGUUCCUGUAAGCAUAGCUCCACAACAACACAUCAGUGACAAUAUCAGCUGUCUUUUGUUUUUGUGUCAAAGUGUUGUUGUUGUUGUUGUCUGUGUGUAUUUAGAGACAUCUCUCAUACAGCGGUGAGUUCCCUGCCAGAGUCAGUGCUGGGUGAAGUUGAGCAUCUGUCCGCUGUCUCAGUGUUCUCUCUCAGAGCGCUGCCUCCCCUGUUCCUAUUCACAAAGCUACGACAGGCUAACCUCACCUAUUCAUCUCACUGCUGCGCCUUCCAUAAACACCAGAGGAACAGGUACAAACACACACACUCCAAGAUAGAAUAUAUCUGUGUAUAUUACGUCACAUAUAAAUGAGUGUGUGUGUGUGUGUGUGUGUGUGUGUGUGUGUGUGUCUGUGUGUGUGUGUGUGUGUGUGUGUGUGUGUGUGUGUGUGUGUGUGUGUGUGUGUGUGUGUGUAUUUUCGCAUUCUUGCGUGCAUUUCUCAGGACCUUACGGAUGAACUCUGCGUGCUUUAAACCCGGGGCUCAGAAUAACCACCACUUCUUUAUGGACUACUGUUUAAAUUGGACGUCUGUGGCCUGUAGUCCCACCCCCGAUGCCUUCAACCCCUGUGAGGACAUCAUGGGCUCCGCCCCUCUACGUGUCCUCAUCUGGGUCAUCUCUGUGCUUGCACUGUUAGGCAACACCAUUGUGCUGCUUGUGUUGCUAGGUCAGUAGAAAUAAAAGGAGGUUUUAUGUAUAUUAGAAACUCUUCAAGACAUCUUUAUCGUAAUAACUGUUUUUAGCACAAUAAAAAUGUGUGAAUGGUGACAAAUAUUGUAAUGAAAGCAGUUAUCGUGAUAAAACACGUUCUUGUGAUAAAAGUUAUUACUAAACUUCCCACUCACCCUUCUCGGUUGCUAGGCAGCCGAGCGAAGAUGACGGUGCCACGCUUCCUGAUGUGCCACCUGUCCUUUGCCGACCUGUGUAUGGGCGUGUACCUGUUGGUCAUAGCAACAGUGGACAUGCGUACGAGAGGUCUGUACUACAACCACGCCAUCAGCUGGCAGACCGGGGCGGGCUGUGACAUCGCCGGGUUCUUCACUGUGGGUAUACUGCAGACCUAGGAGGGUGUGUUUUUGUGGGUGUGUGUGUGUGUGUGUGUGUGUGUGUGUGUGUGUGUGUGUGUGUGCGCCCCAGCCUCCGUAUACUGAAGUUAUCUGAAUGUUUAUAACUGAUGCUCUAACAGUGGUGCUAUAUGUGCAGGUGUUUGCCAGUGAGCUGUCUGUGUUUACUCUGACGGCCAUCACCCUGGAGCGCUGCCACACCAUCACACAUGCCCUCAGACUGGACCGCAAGCUCCGCCUCCGACACGCCUGUGCUGUCAUGGCUACCGGCUGGGCCUUCUCCUGUCUGGCAGCUCUGCUACCCACUGUAGGGGUAAGCAGCUACAGCAAGGUGAGGGAUGUGUGAUGUUACCUGUUUUUCUACACUUAUUAUUUUGCCCAGCCUCUAUGCUAAUGUGGGUAUAAUGUGUGUGUGUGUGUGUGCCUGCAUGCAUCGGUGUGUGUGUGUGUUUCAGGUGAGUAUCUGCCUGCCCAUGGAUGUGGAGUCACUGCCGUCUCAGAUGUUUGUCAUGUCCCUCCUGCUGCUGAACGUGGUGGCCUUCCUGUGUGUGUGUGUGUGUUACCUGAGCAUCUACCUGUCCGUCCAUAACCCCUCCUCCCCCCCAGCCAGUGCUGAAACCCGCAUGGCUCAGCGGAUGGCCAUCCUCAUCUUCACUGACUUCCUGUGUAUGGCGCCUAUUUCCUUCUUCGCCCUCUCUGCCGCGCUCAAACUACCCCUCAUCACCGUCUCCGACUCCAAGCUGCUAUUGGUUCUCUUCUACCCAAUCAACUCAUGCGCCAACCCCUUCCUGUACGGAUUAUGCACCCGGACAUUCCGUCGGGACUUCUUCCUGCUGGCAGCGAGAUAUGGCCUGUUUACUACCAAAGCGCAGAUCUACAGGACAGAGAGUUUCUCCGUCCAACAGGCAGCAUGGAUCCAAAUGUCGCCCAAAGCCUCCCACGGGAUGCUGUAUUAA
Coregonus sp. 'balchen' is the source of this 6757-nucleotide messenger RNA. Lineage: Eukaryota; Metazoa; Chordata; Actinopteri; Salmoniformes; Salmonidae. The record is from the annotation of a GenBank genome assembly.